GACAAAUGGUCUAGACAAAAGAUGUGGCGAUAUGAUUCUGAUCAACGAAAGGGUAGAUCAUGGACUGUAGCUUUGAAACGAAAGAAAUCAUGUGGAACUACUUACAUCAGACGAGGAUGGAGAAGUUUCUGUCAUGCUAAUGGACUUAGAGCUGGAAGUUUCUUCACUUUCAAACUGAUCGAAAGGGGAGGAACUCUGGGUUUACGUUUAUCCCACAGAGAGCUAGAUGAAGAAGCUAAUGCAAUAGACAACAACCAAGACGAGAGAAGCUCACGUCACGUGAAAGCUUCUUCUUUACCACCUCAAAACCGAUUUGUGAGAGUAACUCCUACACCUUACAACGUAGGACAAUCUAAACUGAUUCUUCCAGUACCUUUCACAAAGGUGAAUGACAUCAUAAAGGCAAAGAAGAUGAGUUUUUUGGAUAAACAUGGCGUGAAGUGGUCUACCAAUCUGUGGUUUGAGGAAAAAUGUAAAAGAAUGAGAUUGUCAGGAGGUUGGAAAGAGUUCUGCUACGCUAAUGAUGUGAAGAUAGGAGAGUCGAUCAUCCUGGAGCUUAUUUGGGAAACAGACAGAAGCUCUGUUCUUAAGUUUUGUUCCAAGGUGAAACCAGAAAACAAAUGAAAGUGUUCCUGACGUCAUUAAAGUGCUAAAUCAAUGUUUUAACUUGUGACAAGGUGUAUUUCUGGAAUGCUAUUUAUGUGUGAAGUCAUUGUAAGUUUUGUUGUGUCGAUAUUUUUGUGUGAAGUCAUCGGUUGAUCGGGCA
Arabidopsis lyrata subsp. lyrata is the source of this 766-nucleotide messenger RNA. Its product is annotated as B3 domain-containing protein REM14. The transcript has 2 exons. The coding region runs from base 22 to 624 and encodes 200 amino acids. NCBI's taxonomy places the organism in Eukaryota, Viridiplantae, Streptophyta, Magnoliopsida, Brassicales, Brassicaceae. Gene Ontology annotation, molecular function: DNA binding. The record is from RefSeq and is a predicted model, not a curated record.